AUGAGUCAUCAAGUACGCAUCGCUCGCUUCUCCUGCAUCACGCAAAUUCCCUACCCUUCGGCUUCGAAAUUCAUUCUUGGGAGCAGACAGUACACACAAGGCGCAUUGCAAAAGUCAUCGUGGACUCAUCCUGUAUAUACACAGGAACAAAUCCAAUCCGUUAAAAUCGCACAUCGAAAUGCAAAAUGCCUCCCCGACAAGCUCGCCCUUGAAACCGUCCGCUUCCUUCGCUGGGGCAUGGACUUUGUCACCGGAUACCGAGCAAAUUCUCCUUUAUCGAAACCCAAUCGAAUGACAGAGAGGAAAUGGAUCACAAGAUUCGUCUUCCUUGAAAGCGUCGCCGGCGUACCGGGGAUGGUAGCCGGCAUGCUCAGACAUCUCAAGAGUAUCAGACAAAUGAAGAGGGAUUAUGGAUGGAUUGAGACCCUCCUUGAAGAAGCCUACAAUGAACGAAUGCACCUCCUGACAUUCCUCCAACUAGCCAAACCAGGCUGGAAAAUGCGAACAAUGGUCCUUGGCACUCAAUGUGUCUUCUUCACCGCAUUCUUCAUGGCUUAUAUCCUCUCCCCACGCAUUUGCCACCGAUUUGUCGGCUACCUCGAGGAGGAAGCCGUCAUCACAUACACCAAGGCAAUCAAGGAUCUUGACGACGGAUGCCUUCCUCUAUGGAAGAGUCUGGGGGCUCCCGCAAUGGCAGUCAAGUACUGGCAGAUGCCAGAAGGGAAUAGAUGUAUGCGAUCUCUACUGCUGUAUGUGCGUGCGGAUGAGGCGAAGCAUCGUGAUGUGAAUCAUACACUGGGUAGCUUGGACCAGGACAGAGAUCGGAACCCUUUUUCGGCCAAGUUUAGGGAGCAGAUUGGAAAGGUUAACGAUGUUAUUGAUUCGAGGGUUCCGGAUGAGCUUUACAUUCGCAGUCAGCAGAGGCAAAGGGUUAAAGAAUAG
Aspergillus chevalieri is the source of this 942-nucleotide messenger RNA. Its product is annotated as alternative oxidase. Gene Ontology annotation, cellular component: mitochondrion. Gene Ontology annotation, molecular function: alternative oxidase activity. Lineage: Eukaryota; Fungi; Ascomycota; Eurotiomycetes; Eurotiales; Aspergillaceae. Gene Ontology annotation, biological process: alternative respiration. The record is from RefSeq and is a predicted model, not a curated record. Bases 1 to 942 code for a protein of 313 amino acids. The transcript has 3 exons.